UUGACAGAUUAUUCAAAAUAUGCCAUCUCCGGCAGCAACGUGAGUCUGCCAAUCUCCAGUUUGCCGAGGAACUACAAAUCACUCACCUGGUUUUAUACUACUGACCAGAAGAUCGUAGAAUGUGAAUCCGGUCAGCCUAAAUACUUCAAUACUAAAUUUAAGGACAGGGCCAGGCUUGAUCUUCAAAGUGGCACACUGCACAUCCAUAACGUCCAGAAGGAGGACAGCAGCACUUACCUCCUGAUGGUGCUGAAGGACACUGGGGACGAGGACGAUUGGAAGAUCUCACUGGUGGUGCUUGACGCUGUACCAAAGCCUGUCAUAGAAGUCAAGAAGACACAGGAAGUGAACAAGUGUUACCUGACCUUGUCCUGUGUGAUCCAGGACCAGCCUGUAAACUACACCUGGUAUGCAGAGUCCCUUCCAAAAGAGUUCCAGAGCAGUGUGCUUGAAGUGACCCAUGCACCACAAAACUACUCCAGUUCUUAUACCUGUCAAGUCAGCAAUCCUGUGAGCAGCCAAAAUAACACAGUCAACUUCACUUCACCCUGUGUACUGGCCCCAUCCUCUGGAGUAGCUUGGAUUGCCACUUGGCUAGUGAUCAUGGUAAACACUGUUCUUGGUCUCCUAUGGAUCUGA
Molecule: messenger RNA, 639 nt
Organism: Lipotes vexillifer (Yangtze River dolphin)
Lineage: Eukaryota; Metazoa; Chordata; Mammalia; Artiodactyla; Lipotidae
Gene: CD48
Product: CD48 molecule
Exons: 3
Cellular component (GO): membrane
Source: RefSeq, a predicted model, not a curated record